This is a messenger RNA of Calliphora vicina (urban bluebottle blowfly), 1165 nucleotides long. It is a transcript of the gene SrpRbeta, whose product is annotated as signal recognition particle receptor beta. Gene Ontology annotation, molecular function: GTP binding. The transcript is spliced from 4 exons. The record is from RefSeq and is a predicted model, not a curated record. Gene Ontology annotation, cellular component: Golgi apparatus; cytoplasm. NCBI's taxonomy places the organism in Eukaryota, Metazoa, Arthropoda, Insecta, Diptera, Calliphoridae. The coding region runs from base 54 to 788 and encodes 244 amino acids. Gene Ontology annotation, biological process: intracellular protein transport; vesicle-mediated transport.
GCAUUUAAAUAAAAAUUGAAUUGAAAAACUAAAUACGAAAAGUCUUAAAGACCAUGGAACAAACGCAGAAAAGAGAAAGAAAUGGAGAACCCAUUAAAUUGGGUGAACUAAACAUGUUGCCAAUAUUGGUGGCUAUGAUUGUGGGCUUUAUAGCUGUGGCUUUAUUUGUUAUUUUACGUAAAAGAUCUUCAGCGCGGCGUGACUUUGUAUUGGCUGGCAUAAAUGAAGCAGGCAAAAGUUCAAUAUUUAUGCGUGUUUUGCAUGAUAAGUUUCCAGAAACUUUCACUUCCAUUAAGGAAAAUGUAUCUGACUAUAAAGUAGGCAACAUAUCCGCUCGUCUUGUGGACAUUCCUGGCCACUACCGAGUGAGAGAGAAAUGUUUCGAACAAUAUAAGAAAACAGCCAAGGGUAUUAUAUUUGUUUUGGACUCGGUUACCAUUCAAAAGGAUAUACGUGAUGUGGCAGAUGCUCUUUACACUAUUCUAACCGAUUCGGCCACUUUGCCAUGCAAAUUUGUUGUAAUGUGCAAUAAGCAAGACUUAACUACCGCCAAAAGCGUACAAGUUAUUAAGACAUCUUUGGAAAAAGAAAUGAAUAUAAUACGUGAUACCCGCAGUCGUAAACUGCAAUCAGUAGGUGAUGAUGAUGCUAAUAAACCAGUAUAUUUGGGCAAACCCGGCAAAGAUUUUGAAUGGUCACAUUUACAGCAAAACAUUCAGUUUUAUGAAGCUUCUGCUAAAGAUGGCGACCUCAACAAUCUCACCGACUGGAUGGAAAAGUUACUGUAGGUUUAGCCACACCAUUUAGCACACAAAUGGCAGUUUGUUCAUUUACUUAAUCAUAAGCAAGAAGCAGAAUUUUUCCUAUUUAACAACCAGCGCUCCCUUAAAGUAAAUCAUUGAAAACUAGGGAAGUUAAUAUUUUUGUCUUUGUAAUUUUAUUAUUUUUUAUAUAUUGUUUAAUUUAAUGCUCUGAUUUAGUAUUUAAUGUUAAAAUGUUCAAUUAUUCCUUAUAAAACAUUAAUUUUUUUAGUUAAAAAAUAAAUUUUAAGGUUUUUUUAUAAAAACAAAUAAUUUUAACUACAUCCAUGUCUAUAAUAAAUAAGCCUAUAUUUUGCAAGGGAGUGUAUUCUCGAAUUAUCAAUUAAAAUAUGCCAACAACCUAA